Danaus chrysippus (African queen) is the source of this 2097-nucleotide messenger RNA. NCBI's taxonomy places the organism in Eukaryota, Metazoa, Arthropoda, Insecta, Lepidoptera, Nymphalidae. The record is from the annotation of a GenBank genome assembly.
AUGGCGAACGACGAGGUGCUAGGGCCGCGGAAGACGAUGUUCGUUUUAGUGAUUGUUGUUGGAUGUUUCGCCGUCCUCUGGCCUAGGAUACUGUCUCCGUUCAUCCUGGGCACCACCUCGGACCACCUCAAACCUAACAAAUUCGACCGGGAGGCAGGCUGCUGUGAAGUGAUAUUUGAGACGGAGGUGGCCAUACUAGAAUUAGUUAAUGAAGUCUGCAACCCAGUUCUCGGAGAUAGGAUACAAUCAGCAGCAGAAUGCCUUAAAGCUGUCAAUGAUACAUGCGGACUUGAUAUAGCAGCAUUUGUCAAACGUAGCGACAAUGUCGGCAAAACAACCAAGAUGCUAGUGGAAAACUUGAAGAAUAGCAACAGUUCUUGUCUGAGGACAAACUUUGGUGUACCGGUGUACAGUCUGAGUACACAUUUUGCUGUGAACUCAUGGCAAGAGAAAGAAACUGUGAAACAGGAACGGCCACCUAUAAGAGUUGGAGCUCACCCGGCGAUGCGUGAGCGGGGUAGGGCCAUACCCCCCACACCGCCGGGGACACCACCGAAGCCCGUGGCUCUUCCCCCACAUGUCCGGGUACGAUCACUCUCUCCCCUAUCAGUGUACUACGAUCUGGACAUUAAGCCACCUCCAAUCCCGGGUAUGCGGCCACCGCUGGGUUCUCCCGGCGGCCCCGUGCCAGCUCCCAAGUCAUCCAUGGGAUUCGUGAUGCCCAUCUACACUAUAUGCAUCAUAGUUUUCUUCGUAUACACCCUCAGUAAGAUUCUGUUCAAACGUGCGGCCACCCCAUACGACCCAGUACCUCCGGACCCUCAAUUCCGUCGACGCGUGUUCAGAGACGACUCGAGGACAACACCGGAUAAAUUAGGGGACGCUGAGCUGGCUGCGCUGAGGGCCCGUCUCGCGGAGACUGAGCGCGCCAUGCAACGCAUCGUGGGCCAACUAGCGCAGCGGAACGCGGUACCGAUGCAUUGCGGUUCGAUAUCCUUUGGAGAUAAGUGGGAAGCGCUGGAUAGUACUCGUCAAUAUACAAACGGUACAAUUCUUCAUAAUAGUGGACCAGUCCAUAUAGUUACGAGUGAAUAUCGAGAAGCGAAAGAAAACACCCCUGAACUACAAAAAGAUAAAGAAGUAACUCCAGAACCAGAAACAAAAGAAACAAGUCCUGUAACACAAGAUAGUUCCCCACAAGGAAAAUCUUCUUUGGAAGAAAAUAUUAAAGAGGAAGAAAAAUUAGAUCUGGUAACCUCAGAAGAAAAAUCAGAUUUGGUGACCUCAGAAGAAAAAUCAGAAGAUUUGCCAAAAGAUGAAAAAGUUACGACACAAGAAAACGCAGAACUUGAUAAAGAAACGCCAGUAAUUGAAAAAGAUGCCGAAGAAAAGGAAAAAUUGUCUGAAGAAGUAAACGAAAUUUUGGCUCAAAGUGAAGUAGAGAGUUUGCCUCAAGAUGACUCAAAAUUAACGGAAGAAAAUGAAUUAGGUACAACGAAUACUCCAAACAAAGCCUCUAAGGACUUCCUAAAUGAAGAGCGAAAAGAAUUAAUAGAGGAGACGGAAUCAACACAGAAACUUCUAGAAGAAGCUAUUGACGAGGAUCCUGUUGAGAAUAAAGAAAUUACGGACAAAGAAAAUCAAGUAGUUAAGGUGGUAGGUAUGGAGACGACGGCUCACCACGCUGAUGGUGGCGCCUGGAGGGUCGAGCCGCCGAGGGUGGUACCACCCCAACGACCGCACGAGUCUGAACCGGUGCAAUCAAUCUUCCUGGAAACGGAGAUACCUCAACAGUCUCGCGUCCUCAUCAGCGACUUCGAAGACAGAUCACAACCCAGCAAAGAUGCAUCCUUGGUGGUGAGCGGAAAGAUCACUUUGUCUUUGAUCCAAGACGCUCCGAGGGACACACCCGACAGGGAUUUAGAAUCUCAAGAUGAUUUUACGACGGCCAGUGCGGCGACACAUCACGCUGAGAAAGAAGACGAGGUGUCGGACGAAGAGAUAGAAGAAGAAAUAGAAAUUGAAGAAAUAGAGGAAGAAGUAGAAGAAGAAGAGGAAGAAGAAGAAGAAAAACCAAUUAAGACAAAUUCUAAAUGA